GUUUAGCAUUGAUGUGAGCAUGUGAGAUGUAAGGUUGAGUGUUGUAAGGAAGGUGUAUUAAUUAAACGUUAAUUAUGAAUAUCCUGAGCAGAAGUGUAAUGAACAUAGCAAGAGCUUGCAUAGCAAGUUCUACCCAAGGUAGCUCGUCGAGUUUGGCGAAAUUCUACGGGAAUAAUUAUAGUCAAGGAAACAUACUAAAUGCCGCGAGAACAUGUGUGAACACAGCAUUGCAAGGAUUAGAACAGAUCAGAUUAGGGUCCACAUUGAGGCAAAUGAUCAGAAGAAAUGGGCCAUAUAAGAAACCUAAACCUUCGAAGAAUCCUUUCGAUGGCGCGCCAUUUAUGAAAGGUGUUGUCUUGAAAGCCAUCGUCAAGAAACCGAAAAAACCUAAUUCCGCAAAUCGGAAAUGCGUCAUUGUUCGAUUAUCGAACGACAGGGAAAUGACGGCGUAUGUUCCUGGAAUCGGUCACAAUCUACAAGAGCAUAAUAUAGUACUCUGCAGGGUUGGUCGAUUGCGUGAUGUACCUGGUGUCAAAAUAAAAUGCGUUCGCGGAAAGUACGACUUGCCGCAUGUAGCUAAGCGUGAAACAUAAUUUAUAAUUCUAAUUAGUUGUUAUCAAAUUUCAUCUGUUGGUAUCAAACAUAAUUUCUAUCAUCAGAAAAAACCAUCAAAUGUACCACAUUAUUAUGUAUACUUCUAUAUUAAUUAUGUAUAAUA
This is a messenger RNA of Nylanderia fulva, 718 nucleotides long. RefSeq names its product 30S ribosomal protein S12 technical knockout (gene tko). Gene Ontology annotation, cellular component: ribosome; small ribosomal subunit. Lineage: Eukaryota; Metazoa; Arthropoda; Insecta; Hymenoptera; Formicidae. Gene Ontology annotation, biological process: translation. Gene Ontology annotation, molecular function: structural constituent of ribosome. The record is from RefSeq and is a predicted model, not a curated record.